AUGAGUUUUGUGAACAGAAUGUAUUCUCUCCGUAAUAUUUCUCUUGCGUUUAUGGUGAAUUCAUUUCUUCUUUCCUGUUUUUAUUCACUCUAUGUGUUGAAUUGGAUGGGACAUACGCUGAGCUGUGGACAAGCUAGCGAUUUGCCUUUAUACAUAGCAGCCACCUCAACGGUUGUUAAUGGUAUUUUAUUUCCAUUCUUCACAGUCAUUUUUUGCAUCAUAACUAAAACAAAACGCUACAACCGAGCUUUUACAGUUAUUUUCCUUCUAUGUUCGUGCGCUUGCCUCCUUUAUGCAAUAAUGACAUCUUCCGCGAUGUUCAUAAACCUGUACUUCAAGUUCAAUCCGUCAUGUUUCCUCGGGGAGACAAAAGUAGAUGUGAUCUACAUGAGCAUGAUUGCCAUAUACAACGUAAUCAGUUCCUUAGUUCUUCUGCUGAUUUCGAUCUUUUCGCUUGAUUCGACUCAACAUUCAGAAGACAGGGGUGAAGGUGUGUUUGCAGAUGUAACAAAUCCUAACCACGGUAAAGAAUCAGGAAUAGUAGCCUUAUAG
Molecule: messenger RNA, 552 nt
Organism: Necator americanus (New World hookworm)
Lineage: Eukaryota; Metazoa; Nematoda; Chromadorea; Rhabditida; Ancylostomatidae
Exons: 4
Coding region: 1-552 (183 amino acids)
Source: RefSeq, a predicted model, not a curated record